CGGUUAGCGUUUUCAUUUUGGCGCGCGUCUGGUCUCGUCUCUCCCAUCCCCUUCCCUCUCCCCAGAAAGACCAAAACACCCCCCAAAAUCCGCGGGCGGCGCACUGGCGGCAAGUUGAGCGGCGGCCAUGGACGAGGGGCUGGUGUCCGUGGACAAGUUCAGCGGCGGCAGCCAGGUCUACUUCCUCACGCACCUCCACCUGGACCACACGCGGGGCCUCGGCGCGUCGGGCGGCUGGCGCCACGGCCCGCUCUACUGCUCCCCGGCCACGGCGCGCCUCCUCCCCAUCCGCUUCCCGGGGGUCGACGCCUCCCUCCUCCGCCCCGUCGCCGCCGGCGCCUCCGCCUCGCUCUCCCUCUCCUCCCCCAACUCCGGGCGCCCCGUCUCCAUCCACGUCACCGCCCUCCCCGCCCUCCACUGCCCCGGCUCGCUCAUGUUCCUCUUCCGCAGCGAUAUCGGAUGCAUGCUGUACACCGGGGAUUUCAGGUGGGAGUUGGGGUGCGACAAGGCGCGGUCCGCGAAGAAGGCGCUACUCGACGCGCUCGCCGGGGAUACCGUCGACGUGCUCUACCUGGACAACACCUACUGCCACCCGUCGCUGAACUUCCCUCCGCGCCACGUCGUCGCUCAGCAGAUAGUUGACAUUAUUCGUGCUCAUCCUGAUCAUGAAUUUAUUCUUGGCAUUGACACUCUUGGCAAAGAAGACCUCUUGCUUUAUAUAGCCAGAGCACUACAAACGAAGAUAUGGGUCUGGCCCCAGCGCCUACUGACAAUACACCUUCUAGGCAUUGAUAACAAUGAAGAGAUCUUCACCACCCAGACCAGCUUGACCAGGAUCCGGGCUGUACCAAGAUACGCCCUGAGCAUUGAGAGUCUUGAAGCUUUGAACACAGUAUGUCCAACUAUAGGAAUCAUGCCUUCAGGCAGCCCUUGGCUAUGGAGAAACAGUGAGGGAAAGGCUAAGUUCAGUGAUAAAGCACCAGCAAAGUCUAGCAGAUGCAAAGGGCGAGGGCGGGGCGCUGGCGCAAUAGAGAUGAACUAUGAUCCCUUGUCACCACCAAAGCUAUUUGAGAAGGACUCCUACACUCUGCCAUACUCCGACCAUGCUUGUUUUUUGGAGCUAGAGGAUUUUAUGCAGACAGUGCGCCCGUCAGCAGUCGUAGGGAUCGUCCGCACGUCAUACUGUUACGUGAAUCCUCGUGGUCACUUCGGCCAUCUCUGUGCAGACGAAGACGAAGCGUGCACUGACAAUACGCCCGUGAAGAAUGACAGGCAUGCUGGAAACUCGACGCCCUUGAAGAACAGCAGGCAUGCUGGAAACUCGACUCCGGUGAAGAACGGCAGGCAUGCUGGGAACUCGACUCCAGUGAAGAACGGCAGGCAUGCUGGGGACUCGACUCCGGUGAAGAACGGCAGGCAUGCUGGGAACUCGACUCCGGUGAAGAACGGCAGGCAUGCUGGAAACUCGCCGCCUAAGAGAAGACCAAGUGCUUUGAAGACCCCGAGGAGAAGGAUGGUCAAGAUCUCCAGUCCAACGCUGUACAGAAGCAGAGCUAUAAUGAUGAAAAGGAGGCAUUCCUGUGGUGCAAAGAUUGAAGAACCCGAAGAAACCAUCCCUUUCUCUUGAGUUAUCUCCCCUCCCAAGUAGAUUUUAUCUUAGUCCUGCAAAAUGAUCGACAGCAGCUGGAUGUAGAACCUAUGAUCGUCCCUCGAGUUAUCUCCCCUCCCCGAGUAAAUUCUAUCUCGCUCCUGCAAAAAGAUCGACAGCAGCUGGAUGAAGAACCUGUCAUCGUCCCUCGAGUUAUUUCUCCAAGUAAAUUUUAUUCUGCUCCUGUAAAGUUUAACAACUGGAUAGGAAGAGCCUGUGUGCGACCUACCUCCCUUUGAGUUAUUUUCACAAGUAAAAUUUGUUUAGCUCGUGUAAUAAUUAACAGAUGGACUGUGGAAGCAAGUGGGCUAGGAAGUGUUCUGAUACUCUUUAACCAGCUUUCCUGGCCUGGGUGCCCACCGGUGCUGUCUGGUUCUUUUAA
Molecule: messenger RNA, 2030 nt
Organism: Hordeum vulgare subsp. vulgare (domesticated barley)
Lineage: Eukaryota; Viridiplantae; Streptophyta; Magnoliopsida; Poales; Poaceae
Product: 5' exonuclease Apollo
Exons: 4
Coding region: 128-1627 (499 amino acids)
Biological process (GO): double-strand break repair via nonhomologous end joining; protection from non-homologous end joining at telomere; interstrand cross-link repair
Molecular function (GO): 5'-3' DNA exonuclease activity; damaged DNA binding
Source: RefSeq, a predicted model, not a curated record